GUAUCCUUGCCAGUGUGUGUGUACGCGUGUGCCCGGGCACCGUGUAUGUGUAUGUGUGUGUGUGUGUACGUACAUCUGCCGCGAAAAUGUUUCCACCGUCGUUGGUUUUAGAUGAGUCUCCGCCAAGGAUAAGCAUGUUUUUGUCGGCUUAAACGAGGACCUUGCCCCGCGCGGAUGUUUAGGCUCAGCUUUCUUGCGGCGUUUGAGGACCCGACGGUGAUCCGUGGCUUACACAUACAAGGUUUGCCAGCAGCUCCAAGGCUACAAUCUCAGACAGUUAAUUAUACCCACAAGAGACAUUCCGGAAACAGGUUUGCUUGACCACCAUGACUUUCCUGUGGUCUAGUGGCCUUUCGUGACCUCAAUGACCUCAACACCUCUUUUGACCCCAAACCCCUUCUACAACCCCUGAGAAAAUACGUUAACUGAGCACGUGCAUAAGCUGCAGUGAGGUGGACUUCCAAAUGCCUACCUCACGCCUAAAGAACAAAUCACUGCAGCCACAGCCCUGAUCAGCAGCCACCAUGACAUCAAGCAUAGGGGAUGAUUGUAGCAUCUUUGAUGGGUUGAUGGAAGAAGAUGAAAAGGACAAAGCAAAACGCGUGUCCCGUAACAAGUCUGAGAAGAGACGAAGAGACCAGUUCAAUGUCCUCAUCAAGGAACUCGGCACAAUGUUGCCUGGCAACACUAGGAAGAUGGACAAGUCCACCAUCCUGCAGAAAAGCAUCGACUUCCUGUGUAAACACAAAGAAAUCGCAGCUCAGUCUGAGUCAAGCGAGAUCAGGCAGGACUGGAAGCCUCCAUUUCUUAGCAAUGAGGAAUUCACCCAGCUCAUGCUGGAGGCUCUGGAUGGGUUCUUUAUAGCAAUAAUGACUGAUGGCAACAUCCUUUACGUGUCCGAGAGUGUCACCUCACUAUUAGAACACCUCCCGGCGGACUUGGUGGACCAGAACCUGUUAAACUUCCUGCCAGUUGGGGAACACUCCGAAGUGUACAAGGCUCUGUCCACACACCCCCCUGACCCAGAGAGCCUUAGCACUGAUUACCUGAAGACUAAAAAUCACAUGGAGUUCUGCUGUCAUAUGCUGCGAGGGGCCAUUGACCCCAAAGAAUCCCGUGUUUACGAAUAUGUUAAGUUCAUCGGCAAUUUCAAGUCUCUCAAUAACGUUCCCAACGUGACGAGGAAUGGUCUGGCAGGGGUGUUACAGCGGUCACUACAACCUGCCUUCGAUGACCAGGUGUGCUUUGUAGCCACGGUCCGGCUGGCAAAGCCUCAGUUUAUCAAGGAAAUGUGUACAGUAGAGGAGCCCAAUGAAGAAUUCACAUCCAGGCACAGUCUAGAAUGGAAAUUCCUCUUCUUAGACCAUCGAGCUCCACCAAUUAUAGGCUACCUGCCUUUUGAGGUUUUGGGGACAUCAGGGUAUGACUAUUACCAUGUGGACGACCUGGAGACGCUAGCCAAAUGUCAUGAACACUUAAUGCAGUAUGGUAAAGGAAAGUCAUGUUACUACCGUUUCCUGACGAAAGGUCAACAGUGGAUCUGGCUGCAGACACACUACUACAUCACCUACCAUCAGUGGAACUCUCGACCUGAGUUUAUUGUCUGCACGCACACAGUAGUCAGCUAUGCAGAGGUGAGAGCAGAACAGCGCAGAGAGUUGGGCAUUGAGGAGGCUAAUCCAGAAGUCACUGCAGAUAAGAGUCAGGACUCCGGCUCAGAGUCACAGCUCAAUACGUCCAGCCUGAAGGAGGCACUGGAGCGAUUUGACCACAGCCGAACACCUUCAACAUCCUCGCGGAGUUCCCGCAAGUCCUCAUCGCAUGUCUCUGACAACACCUGCACUUCAACAGCUCCUAAGUUACACAUGGACACGGCCACACCCCCUCGACAGUCGCUGGCAUCCACCAUAGAGAUGGCAUCACAGCGUCGGUCAUCCAUCAGCAGCCAGUCUCUGAGCUCUCAGACCACAGGACAGAGUGUAGCUCCAGGCAUGAUCAAUCAGCAGCAACCACAGCAGCUUCAGACAAAUGUACAGCCGGUGAUGGAGUUCUCAGCGCAGGUGAAUGCCAUGCAGCACCUAAAGGAGCAGCUGGAGCAGAGGACCAGAAUGAUCCAGGCUAACAUUCAGCGGCAACAGGAGGAGCUCAGACACAUCCAAGAGCAGCUGCAGAGAGUCCAGGGACAGGGUAUACAGAUGUUGCUGCAGCAGCAGGGUGGACCGAUGAAUGUACAGCUUCCUCAAGUGGGAUCAGUCCAGCAAACAGCUACUUUGACCAGUCAAGUCCAGCAAACAACACUUAACCCCAUCCAUUCGGGAACUCAGCAGCUCACCAUCCAGCAGCAAGCUCCUCCCCCUCAGCAGAACUUACAACAGCAGACCAACACCCUUACACAGCCCCAACGUCAGACCCAGCAACCUUCCCAGGCUCAGCCCCAGACCCAGGGCUCUGUAUCCGCUCCACUAUACAACACAAUGAUGAUUUCCCAGCCAGGACAGCCAAAUGUGCUGCAGAUCAGCACCAGCCUGCCACAGAACAACGCACAGCAAGGCACAGCUGUGGCAACUUUCACACAGGACCGACAGAUCCGAUUCCCAGCAGGGCAGCAGCUUGUGACCAAGCUUGUGACUGCUCCAAUGCAUGCAUGUGGUGCAGUCAUGGUUCCCACCUCUAUGUUCAUGGGGCAGGUGGUUACUGCAUACAACCCCUUUGGGAGCCAGCAGCAGGGGGGGCAGACCCAGACCCUGACACUGCAACCAGCCCAACCACCCCAAGGACAGCCUGAUGGCCAAAACCAGACAGCUGUAGUGGCACAGAGCAACCAGCAGGGGCAGCAGCAACAACAGCAAUUCCUACAGGGCCCUCGUCUUCUCCACAGUAACCAGUCUACGCAGCUGAUCCUGCAGGCAGCUUUCCCACUCCAACAACAGGGAACCUUCACCCAGGCAACACAUCCACAGCAGCAGCAACAACAGCAGCAGCAGCAACAACAGCAACAGCAGCAACCACAAUCUCACCACCAGAGGCACCAGCAGCAGCUUAAACCGCAGCCCCAGAAACAGCAGAAAGCCCCGUCAUCGCACAGGACUGACAGUGUCAGCAGCCAACAGCAGUGAAGUGAGGAGGAGUGCGUGUACAGUGAGAACAUCUGGGUAAUUGAAAAUCUUAAGGGAUGGCUGCGUACGUUUGCUCCCAACCCCCCAAAUCAUUGCCCGCCCUUCCUCCAUCUGAAAGGAACAAAUCAUAGGAAAGAGGAAAGUGAGUCCACGAGGGACUCGCCAAAGACUGUCACCAUGGCAACAGGAUGGAUUCAAAUCCCCAUUUCCCCUCACGAGAAGCGGCGUUGUGUGGGGAGCUCCAGCCUCUGUGAAAAUCUGAAUAAUUACUUUAUGGCCACGGUAAUGACAGAUGCUUUUUUUUUUUUUUUUUUUUUUUUAAAGGCGUGUCAAAGUGGACUGACCUUGUACAGAUUUGCUGUAUGAUAAAAACAAAAACUUGUAAAUAUCCACCAUAGCCUAACAAAACAGAAAUGUAGUAUUUUAUAUGAUUGCAUGGAAAAAAAAUAACAGUGUAAGCUUUUAUUAGUUGCUUUAAAAAAAACAAAAAACUUUUUACUUUGUUCAAGUGUGGUCAAAAACGGAGCACUGACUGCUCUCUUAGACGCCCCACCCCCACCCCUCCCAGGAAAAAAAAACAAGUACAGAACAAGGUUCUGUCUGAGUGUUGAAAAAAAUUGGUUGGGCUUGGGUGUGUUUUGUGGAAGUUGUUUUUUUUUUUUUUUUUUUUGAUCACUGUGUCUCUGAGACAAAAAUGGCUCUCUUAACUUUCUAAUUACAAAUCAUAUUUGGCAAGAAACUAGAUUGCAGUUUAACUGUAUUAUUUACAGGAUAAUUACUGUAUAUAUGACGGGUUUAGUGAUUCCAAGUGCCAAUAACAUAGUCAAAUUUUUUUUUUAUUUUGAAUUUCAAGCAGACUAUUCAAAGGCAUAUAUUUUCCCACAAGAUAUUACCCCUAUUAAAGUUCAUGCGUGUGUAUAUAGUAGGGAUUAUUUUUUAAAAAUAAAAGAGCCCUAUACGUAACAAACAGUAUAUCCUCAAGCUCCUCAACUUUAGCACUUAACGUGGUUGUGUACGAUAAAUCACUGUCGACCCUGUUGUUUGUAAUCUGUGGUGUGAUUCUGUGAGCUAAUGAGUGUUUCUGAGAAAACAAUCCUUGUGUCCAUGAGGUGAGCAUGAGUGUCUGACUGGUGUGUGUGUGUGUGUGUGCGCGCGUGUUGCCCCUUGUGUCUUACAAUAAUUGACUUAGUAAAGGGUUUGAAGUUGCUGGAUGGUACUUGUAUUCUCAGGAAUGUGGAAAGUUUUUGCUUCUGCCUCAGUCUGAAACCAGACCAGGAAGGAUUAGACAGUGAUGCUGCAAAGACCAUAGGAAGAAGAUUUUUAAAGGAUGUGGUGAUUGAAUCAAAUUUGACCCAGAUUUCUUAGCGCCUUCGUUGUUUAUUUAUCAAAGCAGAAAUGGUGGGGUAAGUCUCCAAAGAGAGGUAACAAAAUAUAUGCUUUUUGUUCUUUUCUUUUUCUUUUUUUAAAAAUUUGUUUGAUUUGAUUUUGAUUUUUUUUUUUCUUUUUUGGGUAGUUGUUGAGAUACAGUUAAGAAUUAUAAAGAAACCCUUCAGUUGUCACUUAUUGGAAUAGGCUGACUCCAUUCUACCUGAAUAUCUGGAUUUCAGCUGUCUUAAGGUCUCCUGUAUCAUCAGUGUUUCAUCCUUCUUUAUCUUCCUAGGCCUCAGAAAACCUCAUGCAGUUCAGUUCACUUGACUUUCGGUUCUCAAAUAGCAGUCAAAAGCCAGGACUGGGUCCUGCUCCAUUUUAAAUGGAUUUGGGCUCAGCCUGUGUACUUCAGUGAUAAGCCAUAUCAAACAGAAAAGCCUUGGAUGGGAGGAAGUGAAAUGUUGGCAAAGGAGCAUUUAGAAUGUGUUGUUUUGUCUCAAAGUGUAGUAAAGUGUGCGCGUGUGUUUGUGUGACUAUAACAUCUCCCUUCCUUAAUCCUACUUCUUGUAUCACUUUGGGGUCAGUAUUGGUGUCCCCUGGCGAUAGCCAAUCAGUUCUUGCGUUGCAGUAUAAAGGAAUUGUAAUUUUCAAGGAACGUCCGCUCUCGUUGGGCCCAGUAUUGCGUGAGCCCGUGUGUGGGACAGCUCAACUUGAAUAUGUUUGUGUGAGUGAGUCUGUAUGCAUGUUAACUGUUGCUGUAACCCAGUUUAUUUUCAUACAGAAAGAGAUGUAUGAUUAGAAAAUGAUUCAUAUUAGGCAAUGCAGAGCAUUGGUCACCUGUCAGGCUAUAAAGAACAUGUGUACUGUUAUUGUUUUGCAGUGACAGACUAACCCUUGGAGAUAAGCUUAAUUUAGAAUAAACUGCAGAUUAGCAGUGACAAAUCCUCGACUUUUUUUAAUCCCACAAAUAAGGGAUAGAGAAAUUUCAGAGUGAGGGUUUUAAUAUUUGAAUCAGGUCUUCCACUCGUCACAGAUUAAAUGUUGGUCCUGUGUGUGUGUGCAUGCAUGUUAAGGCAUCUCUAAAAGGUAAUAUUGAAAUGUUUAUAGUUUGUGUCACUGAUACCCAGCCCAAAGAAUGUAAAGGUGUUUUAAAGAGACUAAUGUAUGUUGUAACUGUGUGCUUGUUUGACAGGCUUUAUGAUGAAGGAAAAGGAGGGGUGUGAUUAUUACUGCAAGAAUCCACAUUUUAGAAUCUGGAAUUAAGUCUUUUGGAAAAGAACCUCUGAAUGUUUCACCAUUACAGACUUUAUUGGUUUGCAACAAUAUGUUUCUGACAACAUCUGGUUGGGAAAAGGGUUCAAAAGCUCUUGAAAGCUAAGGUCUAGGAUAUUUUAUACAGGACACCAAGAUGGUGAGGUCCCCCUUCCACACAGAUACACAGGCCACCUUUCCACUACACCGUUUGGUUCUGAAGAGUUCUAGAUCUAGUAUAAUACUGUACACAUACACAAAGCUAAAAACACCAGUAUUCAGUGUAAAACGGUGCUAUGCUUACCUGUACUGUAUGUAUUUCUACCCCUUCUUCUGCUCUUGAACUGUGCUCCUUUAUCUACCCCAAAGUCAGAUGUAAUAAUCAAUAUUUUGAAGCAAAAUGUUUGCUAAUAUUAUUAUUAUUAUAACCCCCAUUCUCCCCUCUUGGUCAAUUUGAAAAUAAAAACAGUU
Archocentrus centrarchus (flier cichlid) is the source of this 6206-nucleotide messenger RNA. RefSeq names its product clock circadian regulator b (gene clockb). Gene Ontology annotation, biological process: circadian regulation of gene expression; regulation of transcription by RNA polymerase II. The transcript is spliced from 24 exons. Gene Ontology annotation, molecular function: protein dimerization activity; E-box binding; DNA-binding transcription factor activity, RNA polymerase II-specific. The record is from RefSeq and is a predicted model, not a curated record. NCBI's taxonomy places the organism in Eukaryota, Metazoa, Chordata, Actinopteri, Cichliformes, Cichlidae. Gene Ontology annotation, cellular component: nucleus; CLOCK-BMAL transcription complex; cytoplasm. The coding region runs from base 525 to 3116 and encodes 863 amino acids.